AUGGCCCAACAAAACGCAGCAUCUCAAAAACAAAUGGCGAAGCAGAAUGCAACAACCCAGAAGCAAAUGGCCCAGCAAAAUGCGGCUAUGGGGAAACAGAACCAGCACAUGAACCAUGAGCUGCAAGCUAUGAAACACCAGCAGCAGAAGGGUAGUGGUCAUGGUGGUGCUGGCAAGAAAGUUCUGGUUGGCGCUGCAGUGGGCGCAGCAGCUGGUGUUGGUGGUGUCAUGAUCUAUGAGAGAUAUCGCGAAGAGACAUAUGUUCAAGAGCAGAUUAUCCGAAACGAAGACCAGAGGCCCAUGGAUCAAGAUAACAGCGACUCGGACCAUAACUACGACCGCAAUGAUAACCCUUACGACUACGAUCGAAACGAUAACGACCAUUAUCGUAAUGACAACGACCAAUACAUGCCACAGCAGGAUGAAAAUCAAGGUGAAUAUUACAAUCAACAGGAUACAAUGGACACGCGUGGGCAAGUUCAAAAUAGUGGGGGCGAUGGAAAUGAUGGUGAUUGCUGUGGCAGUUGCAAUAUGACUGGACAGCCCCGUGACCCACCGUGCCCUUACCAGGUGACCCGCACCUUACGUCAACGGCAGGUGCAACCGGGGGACAACCUCUAA
Molecule: messenger RNA, 621 nt
Organism: Penicillium waksmanii
Lineage: Eukaryota; Fungi; Ascomycota; Eurotiomycetes; Eurotiales; Aspergillaceae
Exons: 2
Coding region: 1-621 (206 amino acids)
Source: RefSeq, a predicted model, not a curated record